AUCCGUCCAUCCUCGACACGUAAGAUCUGGAUGAACACAAGAAGAAAACAAAAAUCCCCUGGAAAUACGAUAAGAGCGUGGCCAAGUCUUCGUCGAACGGCAUCUUUCUUCCUCCUCUUCCAAAAGCAUAUAAUAGAAUCAUGUGAUGGUGCUUGAUCUGAACCACUUCGAGACAGCAAGAGAGAGAUGGGGAAGGGGGGAAGUCCCAUGAGAGCUCGGCAGAAGAUGCGCAGGAAGAGAACAUGGCAGCAUGGCUGGUUGCCGUCAACACCCUGAAGAUCCAACCCUUCAAGCUUCCGCCCCUUGGUCCCCAUGACGUUAAGGUGAGGAUGAAGGCAGUGGGCAUAUGCGGAAGCGAUGUUCAUUAUCUCAAGACGUUGCAAUGUGCACAUUUUGUGGUUAAGGAGCCAAUGGUUAUUGGGCACGAAUGUGCUGGAAUUAUUGAGGAAGUGGGUAGUGAGGUUCGCAAUGUCGUCGUCGGGGAUCCUGUGGCAAUAGAACCAGGCAUCAGUUGUUGGCGCUGUGACCACUGUAAAAGUGGUCGAUACAAUCUGUGCCCAGAUAUGAAGUUUUUUGCAACACCUCCAGUUCAUGGAUCUUUAGCUAAUCAGAUUGUGCAUCCGGCUGAUCUCUGUUUCAAGCUGCCUGAUAAUGUAAGCUUAGAGGAAGGGGCGAUGUGCGAACCACUAAGCGUUGGUGUACACGCCUGUCGGCGUGCUAAUGCUGGUCCAGAGACAAAUGUACUGAUCAUGGGUGCUGGCCCCAUUGGCCUCGUGACCCUUCUCGCAGCUCGAGCUUUCGGUGCUCCACAUAUAGCUAUUGUUGACGUAGAUGAGAAAAGGCUGGCUGUUGCCAAAUCCAUUGGUGCAGAUCUUUGUGUCAAAAUCACUACAGAUACUCAGGAUGUGGAUGAAAAUGUUACUCGAAUACAGGAAGCCAUGGAUGGAGAGAUCGACAUCACAUUCGAUUGUGUGGGCUUCACCAACACCAUGUCAACUGCCCUCAAGGCUACUCGUGCAGGUGGUAAAGUCUGCCUUGUGGGUAUGGGCCAUAAUGAUAUGACGGUGCCCCUUACUCCUGCUGCUGCAAGGGAAGUAGAUGUCAUCGGUGUGUUUCGCUACAAGAACACUUGGCCUCUCUGCAUCGAGUUUUUGAGAAGUGGAAAGAUCGAUGUGAAGCCUUUGAUCACCCACAGGUUUGGUUUCUCACAGCAGGACAUUGAGGAAGCCUUCGAGACAAGUGCUAAAGGAGGUAGUGCUAUCAAGGUGAUGUUCAACCUGUAGCAGUAAAUGUGUUGGAUUGCAGAUGUGUAAUGGUCACUGGACUAUUUAGACUAAUGCUCAUAACCCAUGAAGGGACAGUUGCAGUUCUCCCUGCCAUGGCUGGUUAGGCUGCUUGUUUGAGAGAGAUUAUGCUUAUUAUGGAGAUGGAACCACCGCCAUGUAGAUGUGGUUUCCUGGUGAAUAAAACGUUAGCUUAUUGUCA
This is a messenger RNA of Nymphaea colorata (pocket water lily), 1485 nucleotides long. Its product is annotated as sorbitol dehydrogenase-like. Gene Ontology annotation, molecular function: oxidoreductase activity, acting on the CH-OH group of donors, NAD or NADP as acceptor; zinc ion binding. Lineage: Eukaryota; Viridiplantae; Streptophyta; Magnoliopsida; Nymphaeales; Nymphaeaceae. The record is from RefSeq and is a predicted model, not a curated record. The coding region runs from base 243 to 1283 and encodes 346 amino acids. The transcript is spliced from 6 exons.